Capra hircus (goat) is the source of this 2136-nucleotide messenger RNA. RefSeq names its product BAI1 associated protein 2 like 2 (gene BAIAP2L2). Gene Ontology annotation, molecular function: protein binding. The transcript has 14 exons. The record is from RefSeq and is a predicted model, not a curated record. Bases 162 to 1730 code for a protein of 522 amino acids. Gene Ontology annotation, cellular component: nucleoplasm; cytosol. Gene Ontology annotation, biological process: positive regulation of actin filament polymerization; plasma membrane organization; actin filament bundle assembly. NCBI's taxonomy places the organism in Eukaryota, Metazoa, Chordata, Mammalia, Artiodactyla, Bovidae.
UAAUUAAGCUGCCACCUCCUCCUCGGCCGGCCCUCCCUCGCUGGGUCCCACUCUGCUGCCUCCUUCGCUGCCCGCCAAGCAGUGGCCAUCGGAGGGUACCGACCCCCAGCACUCCCAGCCCUGCCAACGCCUCCUGCUCAGUUCCCGGGCACGCCUGCUCCAUGGCCCCCGAGAUGGACCAGUUCUACAGGUCCACCAUGGCCAUCUACAAGAGCAUCCUGGAGCAGUUCAACCCCGCCCUGGAGAACCUGGUGUACCUGGGGAACAACUACCUCCGGGCCUUCCACGCUCUGUCUGAGGCGGCCGAGGUGUACUUCAACGCCAUCCAGAAGAUUGGGGAGCAGGCCCUGCAGAGCUCCACCUCGCAGAUUCUGGGUGAGAUCUUGGUGCAGAUGUCCGACACCCAGCGGCACUUGAACUCUGACCUGGAGGUGGUGGUGCAGACAUUCCAUGGAGACCUCCUGCAGCACAUAGAGAAGAACACCAAGCUGGACAUGCAGUUCAUCAGAGACAGCCGCCAGCACUACGAGAUGGAGUACCGCCACCGAGCUGCCAGCCUGGAGAAGAGCAUGUCCCAGCUGUGGCGAAUGGAGCGCAAGAGGGACAAGAACGCUCGGGAGAUGAAGGAGAGUGUGAACCGGCUGCACGCGCAGAUGCAGGCCUUCGUGUCUGAGAGUCAGCGGGCCGCUGAACUGGAGGAGAAGCGGCGCUACCGCUUCCUGGCCGAGAAGCACCUGCUGCUUUCCAACACCUUCCUGCAGUUUUUUGGCCGGGCCCGGGGGAUGCUCCAGAACCGCGUGCUGCUGUGGAAGGAGCAGUCGGAGGCCAGCCGCAGCCCGUCGCGCGCCCACUCCCCGGGCCUGCUGGGCCCCGUGCUGGGGCCGCCCUACCCCUCGGGCCGCCUGACGCCCACCCGCCUGGACAUGCCCCAGAGGGCCCUGGGAGAGUUCGGCUCCCCCCGCAGCCGGCACGGCUCCGGCUCCUACGGCCCCGAGCCCGCCGAGGCGAGGUCCGCGUCCCAGCUGGAGCCAGACCACCGCCGGUCCCUGCCCCGGACGCCGUCCGCCUCCUCGCUCUACAGCAGCAGCACCCAGCGCUCGCGCUCCAACUCCUUCGGCGAGCGCCCGGGCGGUGGGGGCGGUGGGGGCGGCGGCGGCGGCGGCGCCCGGAGAGUCCGCGCCCUGGUCUCGCACUCGGAGGGCGCCAACCACACGCUGCUGCGCUUCUCGGCCGGAGACGUCGUGGAGGUGCUGGUGCCUGAAGCCCAGAACGGCUGGCUCUAUGGCAAGCUGGAGGGCUCAUCCUCAAGCGGCUGGUUCCCUGAGGCCUAUGUGAAGCCUUUGGAAGAGCUGCCCAUGAAUCCCAUGAACCCCAGGAGCCCUGUGAAUGAGCUGCCUUCCAGGUCCUACCCGCUCCGGGGUAGCCACAGUCUUGAUGACCUCCUGGACCGGCCGGGCAACUCCACAGCAUCUUCGGACUACUGGGAUGGCCAGUCCCGCUCCCGAACCCCAAGCCGCGUCCCGAGUCGCACCCCCAGCCCUGCGCCUACACCCUCGUCCAGCAGCCGCCGGAGUAGUGUGGGCAGCAUGGGGGUGGCCAGUGACGCCAAGAAACUUGCGUCCUGGGAGCAGCAACCCCCAGAGCUCUUCCCUCGGGGUACGAACCCCUUUGCUACUGUAAAACUGCGUCCUACCGUCACCAAUGACCGCUCGGCGCCCCUCAUCCGCUGAGGCGCCUUCCUCCACCUGGAGUCUGAGGUCGUCCCCGCCACCCACACCUGCCCAGCUUGCCUGGAGCUGGCGGCAGCGGAAGCAGCAGGAGUGGAUCCAAGGAGCCGGGGUCCUGGUACCGGAGGGUGCCCCUCCCCAAACCACACCCCAGCCUGAGCAGUUCCAGGGGCACUGGCCUAGGAUCUAGGCCCUUCAAACGGAAGCAGGCGGAAUUAGGGAGCAGAACCAUUUCUUCCCCCCUAGGGACUCUGGACUCUCCCCAGGGGCCUACCUUGUGCCCCCUCAAACUCUUCCCCCCUCUCUGUCCCAGUGGGGCGAAGCCCCUUGCAUACCCCCUCUCCCACCCCACAUAGCUCCCUGUUUAACUUUUGUAAAUGGUGAGAAAUAAAGCAAGUACAACACAUCA